AUGGAUAGCAAAAGCCUAAAGAAUCUUAAACCUGGUCGUCUUCUAGGCUCCCUAGUGCCUAUUUUGAUUCGAAAUAAGUAUCGCGUCGAUCGUAAAAUUGGCGAAGGCGGAUUCGAACUAGCAAGACUCACAUCGGCAGGUGUCGAUAUCGCUUCUGAUGAAGAAGUUGCAAUUAAAUUGAUGGAAAAUAGGGAUGGUUCAACUGUAUUGAAAGACGAAGCAGAAAUGUACAAGCAGCUACAAGGAAAAACAGGAUUCCCGAGGGUCUACUGGUCUGGAUCAGACGUGUGCUACGACGUCCUAGUCUUUGAGCUUCUGGGGCCAUCCUUGGCGGAUCUUUUCGAGUACUGUGAGCAGAAGUUCACGUUAAAGACCCUCCUGCUGAUUUCCGAGCAGGCAAUCACAAUGAUCGAAUGCACUCACAUGCACUAUCUUCAUCGUGAUAUCAAGCCCGAGAACUUCCUAAUUUCAACAGGACAGCAGGGCAAUAUCAUCUAUGCUAUCGACUUUGGUCUAGCUAGAGAAUUCUCCGAGGAGGAGGAAUCUAAGGGAUACCAAGGACUUGCAUUUGAAGGAACUCAUCGUUACGCAAGCAUUAACUGCCAUGAUGGACUUGAGCCAUCUUGGCGAGACGAGCUGGAGUCUCUGGGCUACGUGCUCUUGUACUUUGCUCGCGGUUAUCUGCCGUGGCAGGGGCUCAAGUCAGGUACUAGAGGCGAGAAGAACAUGCUCAUCAGAGAUAAAAAGGCUAGCCUGUCAGGGGUAGAACUCUGUGAGGGCUUCCUUCCUAAGGAGUUUGCCGAGUUUAUCGACUAUACAAGGUCUCUCAAGUUUGGCGAAAGACCUAAUUACGGACAUCUGCGCAAAAAGUUUCCGCUUUCGAGCAGAGGGGUUCCAAUAUGA
Truncatella angustata is the source of this 903-nucleotide messenger RNA. RefSeq names its product kinase-like domain-containing protein. Gene Ontology annotation, cellular component: nucleus; cytoplasm. Gene Ontology annotation, biological process: signal transduction; peptidyl-serine phosphorylation. NCBI's taxonomy places the organism in Eukaryota, Fungi, Ascomycota, Sordariomycetes, Amphisphaeriales, Sporocadaceae. The record is from RefSeq and is a predicted model, not a curated record. The transcript has 4 exons. The coding region runs from base 1 to 903 and encodes 300 amino acids. Gene Ontology annotation, molecular function: protein serine/threonine kinase activity; ATP binding.